This is a messenger RNA of Stereum hirsutum FP-91666 SS1, 384 nucleotides long. RefSeq lists its product as uncharacterized. The transcript has a single exon. The record is from RefSeq and is a predicted model, not a curated record. Bases 1 to 384 code for a protein of 127 amino acids. Lineage: Eukaryota; Fungi; Basidiomycota; Agaricomycetes; Russulales; Stereaceae.
AUGGCACCGUCUGUCCUAAUAUUCGGUCUCUCCUUCGAUGAUUCUCCCGUUCCCGAAGAUGUCAAGGCUAAGCUGCGCGCCAGCAUCGACAAACUGAACAUAAACAUGACCGCAGCCGGCUACAACCACACAACAAUGAUGUCCGGCCCCGAGGGUCUCGAACCCACCCCCGAGUCCACCAUCCCGCUCAUCGUGGACACACUGCAGAAGACGAAGUGGGAGGUGGUGGUUAUAGGAUUUGGGAUCAGAGCGAAGCCGGAGUUGACGCUGUAUUUUGAAGGGUUGGUGAAUGCGAUUAGGGAGUAUGCACCGCAGGCAAAGCUGGGAUUCAGUACGUUGCCCGAAGAGGCGGUUGAUGCGGCGAAAAGGCUGGCGCCGAUAUAA